Messenger RNA from Mandrillus leucophaeus (drill), 3558 nucleotides. RefSeq names its product pleckstrin homology domain containing, family G (with RhoGef domain) member 4B (gene PLEKHG4B). The transcript has 18 exons. Gene Ontology annotation, molecular function: guanyl-nucleotide exchange factor activity. NCBI's taxonomy places the organism in Eukaryota, Metazoa, Chordata, Mammalia, Primates, Cercopithecidae. The coding region runs from base 43 to 3558 and encodes 1171 amino acids. The record is from RefSeq and is a predicted model, not a curated record.
UCCAGUUGUGUGCCGCCUAGACGCUGGUUCAGGGAGUCGUACAUGGAGGCCCUGCGGAACCCCAUGCCCCUGGGCAGCUCUGAGGAGGCCCUCGGGGGCCCGGCCUGCAGCUCCCUGGCUGGAGCCAGCAGGGACCCGGGGACUGGGACAGCAGCCAGUGAGACUCAGGAGGAAACCUCUGGUCCCUGGGGAGACCCCCAGCAGACCCCGAGUCACGUUCUUGCGUCCUCAGCCUACGUCAGCACAGACGUCGGCAGCUUCCAUUGCCACAACCCCAGCGGGCUUUCUGAUGCGCCUGCCCAGCAGCCACGCCCUGAGCAAGAAGGGUGGCCACUGGGCACAGGGGACUUCCCCAGCCAGGUGCCCAAGCGGGUGCUGGACGUCAACCAGGAGCUGCUGCAGUCCGGGGUCAUCACCCUCCCAGGGACCCGAGACCGUCAGGGCAGAGCGGUGGUGCAGGUCCGCACCAGGAGCCCGCUCUGGACCAGGGAACACUCGUCCUGCGCCGAGCUAACCCAACUGUUGCUGUACUUCCAUAGCAUCCCCAGGAAGGAGGUCCAGGACCUGGGUCUGGUCAUCCUGGUGGACGCACGCAGGAGUCCAGCCGCCCCUGCCGUCUCCCAGGCCCUCGCGGGAUUGCAGAACGACACAUCUCCUAUAAUUCAUAGUAUCUUGCUGUUGAUAGAUAAAGAAUCUGCAUUUAGGCCUGACAAGGAUGCAAUAAUUCAGUGUGAGGUCGUGAGCUCCCUGAAGGCCCUGCACAAAUUUGUCGACAGCUGCCAGCUGACCACAGACCUCGACGGCUCCUUUCCCUACAGCCAUGGUGACUGGAUCUGCUUCCGUCAGAGGCUGGAACACUUCGCUGGAAACUGCGAAGAAGCCAUCACUUUUCUACAGAAUUCAUUCUGCUCCCUGAACACCCACAGAACCCCAAGUACAGCCCAGGAAGUCACCGAGUUAAUUGACCAGCACGAGACGAUGAUGAAGCUUGUCCUGGAAAACCCACUGCUUGUGUCCCUCAGGCUGGAGGGGGGCACCGUCCUGGCACGGCUGAGGAGAGAAGAACUCGGCACAGAAGAUGGCCGGGACACCCUGGAGGCUGCCACCAGCCUGUACGACCGAGUGGAUGAGGAGGUGCACAGGCUGGUCCUCGCCUCGAACAGUCGUCUCCAGCAGCUGGAGCGCCUCCGGGAGCUGGCAUCGCUCCAGGACGGGAAUGACCAGCAAUCCUGCCAGAAAGGACUGCAGCUGGUGAAGCAGAACCCACAUCAUACAGAGGAAAUGGUCCAGGAUUUCAGAAGGGGACUGAGCACCGUGGUCAGCCAGGCUGAGUACAGGGAGGGAGAGCUGGCCAGGUGGACCCGCCCAUCCGAGUUGUGCGAGACGGCGAGCAGCUGGAUGGGGCCCCUGGACCCGGAGGCUUAUCCCUCCUCACCCGUGGCUGAGUGUUUGAGGAGCUGUCACCAGGAGGCUACCUCGGUGGCUGCAGAGGCCUUCCCCGGGGCAGGUGUGGCAGUGCUGAAGCCUCAAACCCUGGGGAGACCGUGGGCAUCGCCGCAAGACCUGUGGCUGCAGUGCCCUCAGACCCAGCUCCAUCUGGAAGAGGCCCUUGCUGAGGCCGCCCCAGGCCCCAGCUUACCGCCUCUUGCCCAGAGCCCCCCAAAGCAUGAGUGUGCUCAGGAGGCCAUGAGGAGGCCCCAUAAGCCACCUUCAGUUCCCAGCACAGACACUGAGGAUGGUGCCUGGGAACCUGGCCUCCCUGGACGAGCACUUCUGUGUGGACAGGAUGGGGAGCCCCUGGGUCCAGGGCUGUGUGCUCCAUGGGACCCAGUGUCCCCCCUCGGGGGCCUUUCAGGGACAGCGGCCACCAUGGCCCACCCGGAGGACAGCUCUGCCUGCUCCUCUGAGCCCACCCAGACCCCGGCCAGCCGCCCCAGGAAACAUCCCCAGAAGAAAAUGGUAAAGAAAAUGCAAAGUUUCGAGAUACCUCAGCCCGACAGUGGCCCCAGGGACUCCUGCCAGCCAGGCCAUACCAGUGUCUUCAGCAAGGGCCUGGAGGUAACCAGCACUGUGGCCACAGAGAAGAAGCUCCUGCUGCAGCCGCAGGCCAGGAGCCACCCGGUCACUCGGAGCCGGAGUCUGUCCUCUCCCUCGGGGCUCCACCCUGCUGAGGAGGACGGGAAGCGGCAGGUGGGCAGCAGCCGCCUGAGGCACAUCAUGGCCGAGAUGAUCGCUACGGAGAGGGAGUACGUCCGGUGCUUAGGAUACGUCAUCGACAACUAUUUUCCGGAAAUGGAGAGAAUGGACCUGCCCCAGGGCCUUCGAGGGAAGCACCACGUUAUUUUCGGCAACUUGGAGAAGCUCCACGACUUCCACCAGCAGCACUUCCUCCGGGAGCUGGAGCGCUGCCGGCACUGCCCCUUGGCCGUGGGCCGCAGUUUCCUGAGACACGAAGAGCAGUUUGGGAUGUACGUGGUCUACAGCAAGAACAAGCCGCAGUCGGACGCCCUGCUCAGCAGCCACGGCAACGCCUUCUUCAAGGACAAGCAGCGGGAGCUGGGUGACAAGAUGGACCUGGCCUCCUACCUGCUGCGGCCCGUGCAGCGCGUGGCCAAGUACAAGCUGCUGCUCCAGGACCUGCUCAAGGAGGCCAGCCGCGGCCCGGCCCAGGGGCAGGAGCUGGGCGAGCUCCGAGCCGCCGAGGUCGUGGUCUGCUUCCAGCUGCGCCACGGCAAUGACCUGCUGGCCAUGGACGCCAUCCGCGGCUGUGACGUGAAUUUGAAGGAACAGGGGCAGCUGAAAUGCCAAGAUGAGUUUAUCGUUUGCUGCGGGAGGAAGAAGUAUCUGAGGCACGUGUUCCUCUUUGAAGACCUCAUCCUGUUCAGCAAGACCCAGAAGGUGGAGGGCGGCCACGACGUCUACCUGUACAAGCAGUCUUUCAAGACGGCCGAGAUCGGGAUGACAGAGAACGUCGGGGACAGUGGCUCGAGGUUUGAGAUUUGGUUUCGCAGGCGGCGGAAAUCUCAGGACACCUACAUUCUCCAAGCAAGCUCGGCAGAGGUCAAGCGCGCGUGGACCGAUGUGAUAGGGAGGAUCCUGUGGAGGCAGGCGCUGAAGAGCAGAGAACUCAGAAUCCAAGAAAUGGCAUCCAUGGGGAUAGGCAACCAGCCAUUCAUGGACGUCAAGCCCAGCGACCAGGCCCCCAAAUGUACAGUGAUAAGCAACCGGGCCCGCAACAGCAUCAUCAAGGGCACAGAGUCACAAAUGAGAGGGCCCACCGCGGUGUCCUCCUCUGACCAGGCCACCCCCUUCAAGCGACCACACUCCACCAUCUCGGACAGCAGCACCUCCUCUUCCAGCAGCCGGUCCUCCUCCAUCCUGGGGUCGCUGGGCCUGCUUGUGUCCUCCAGCCCAGCCCACAGCCCCUGGUCAUCUGACAUCAGAGCCUGCAUCGAGGAAGACGAGCCGGAGACGGGCACCCAGGCUGCAGUGCGUGAGGGCUGUAAGCCGCGCACGCCAGGCCUGACGACCAUGGGGGUGGCGAUGCCCAUCGCGUAG